GGCGGGGUGGGGCACCGGUCUCUGCUCCCUCCCCCGGCGCUAGGUCCGGUGUAACAAAGCCUUGGUAACGGGGUUGCUAGCGCGCUGGUCGGUGCCUGGUAACCAGGCGCUGCCCCUUUAAGCGGCGGGGGUGUUGCCUUGCCGGAGGGCGGGGAAGAUCCGAAGUCCCCUUCGGCGCCCGCCCACUCUGUGCUGGAGCUGGCAGCUCCCCCUGUCCCCGUUCUCACUCCCAUGCGGGCGGUGGGGACGACGGCACUCUGGGCAGCGCGGCCGCAGGCAGGCGGCUCCUCUCGGUAUGUCCUGGGGGCUCCCUGUCUGCUGAGCCCGCGCAGGUCCCGCUGGAGCCGCCCCGGGGUCCCAUGAGUUCAGAGCUGCCCCGCGCCUCGCCGCUCCGCGCUCUCUUUAAGAUGGAGCCGGCUCCGUCCGCCUCCGAGUUGCUGGUGGGAGCUUCAGAGUUCCUGAAAGGUCGAUUAUAUUUUGCUACUUUACGGAAUAAACCCAAAAGCACAGUAAAUACCCACUAUUUCUGUACUGAUGAGGAGCUGGUCUAUGAAAAUUUCUAUGCAGAUUUUGGACCUUUAAACUUGGCGAUGUUAUACAGAUACUGCUGCAAACUAAAUAAGAAGCUAAAGUCAUUCAGUCUAUCAAGAAAGAAAAUAGUCCACUAUACCAGUUUUGAUCAGCGGAAACGAGCAAAUGCAGCAUUUUUAAUAGGGUCAUAUGCAGUAAUUUACUUAAAGAAAACACCAGAAGAAGCAUACAGAGCACUUUUAUCUGGAUCUAAUCCACCAUAUCUUCCAUUUAGGGAUGCCUCAUUUGGGAACUGCACAUACAAUCUCACAAUCCUGGAUUGCUUGCAGGGAAUAAAAAAGGCCUUUCAGCAUGGAUUUUUUGAUUUUAAGACAUUUGACGUGGAUGAAUAUGAACACUAUGAGCGGGUAGAAAAUGGUGACUUCAACUGGAUUGUUCCAGGAAAAUUUUUAGCAUUUAGUGGACCUCAUCCAAAAACCAAAAUUGAAAAUGGUUAUCCUCUUCACGCACCUGAAGCCUACUUUCCCUAUUUCAGGAAGCAUAAUGUCACAUCAAUCAUAAGACUAAACAAAAAGAUCUAUGAGGCAAAACGUUUUACAGAUGCUGGCUUUGAGCAUUAUGACCUGUUCUUCAUAGAUGGAAGCACACCAAGUGACAACAUAGUGCGACGGUUCUUGAACAUCUGCGAGAAUGCUGAUGGUGCUAUAGCUGUACACUGUAAAGCUGGUCUGGGGAGAACAGGAACAUUGAUAGCCUGUUACAUAAUGAAACACUAUAGGUUCACACAUGGUGAAGUCAUUGCUUGGAUUAGAAUAUGUCGGCCAGGCUCUAUUAUAGGACCCCAGCAGCACUUUUUGGAAGAGAAGCAAGCAGCAUUGUGGAUCCAAGGAGACUUCUACCGAUCCAAACAGAAACAACAAUCAGUUGAUGAUGGACCUGUGAAUAAAAUUCUUUCUGGCUUGGAUGACCUUUCAAUCAGUGGGAGUUUUAGUAAAGUACAAAAUUUGGAUCAAUGUGUGGAGAAUGACUUUGAAGACAAUGCAGAGUUGGAAUCUAAGAACGGCAUGACACAGGGAGACAAACUUCGUGCCUUAAAAAGUCAGAGACAGCCGCGAUCUGCUACAACUGGAGCUCUUAGGCUGGAAGAUAUGAAAUUGCACACCAGAUCAAUAUCACAACCUUUCAGAUUGAAUAGUUCAAGUAGUUCACAAGGGUCCAUGUCUCCUCUGAAGUCCUCCAAGGUGGCAGCAGCUGUUUCACCAUCUGCAAAGAGAAUAAGCAGAAGUCCUACGUCCUUAGGAUCUAAUUUAAAAAGUUGCAGGUUUCCGUUGAAAACUCUACUCAUAGAUUGCAGCUUCUGUAGAGCAUGGCAGCACGACUGUUUAAGGAACUUGACCAUCAAAGUUGAUGCACUGUUCUAUGAUCUGUCACCCAAUGAAUGGUAAUCAUCAAGGUCUUAAUAUUUAAACUUCAAAUUAUAGUACUACUUUGCUUAAGGCACAGCCUGCAGUUAGGGUUGGAGUAGUUGAGAAGGAAGGAUGCAGGUCCUUCCCUGUCCACUAAUCCUGAAAUGCUCUCCCCUGAAUGUUUGUUUGCACUUCUGUUGUAUCCUUCCAAGUGAGAAUCAGUGUGGUUUUGUUUCCUAUCCAUUUAUAUAUUAUGAGAUGGUGGUGGUUUUGUGUGGAAGGUGGAUUAUUGGUCUUAUUAUUUGGCCACUUUACUGUGUAUUUUUCUUUAUAAUUUUUGUGUAUUCUAUAAACAAACACAUGUGGGUUCACACACCCACAGAGACCUGUGGGCAUGAGAUGCUUUAUAACUAAUCAUAUAUUCAACAACAACUUUGUCACUCUGUUUUCAUUUUCUUGUGAAGUUAUUCACAAUAUGAUCGGUAAAACAUCAAUAAUCAUAAAACCAAGUGGUGCUAUAAACUAGUAGAGGAAUAACACAUGCAGUGUAAAGAAGUCCAACCAGGAAUUCUCAAAACUACAAAAGCUUAGAAAGUUCAGUGGAAAAUGUGACAUUCAAAAAGCAACAAUUAACAUCCCUUUUAGAAUUACACUACAUCCCUAUAGCAUUACACAGCCACUCAUCUUCCACAAAAAGUGAACAUUUUAACAAACAGAAUAAAAACCUGCAUUAGAGGACCACUGGAAAUAAAAGCUAAACUAUUGCUCCAUCUUUAACCCAACUGUUUUGCAGCAUAUCAUAUCUUACAUACAGCUGUGUAACAUCAUACAUAAUACUAUUCUGGAAUCUUGUGCAUUACCUAGACACAAAUAAGAAAGGAGCACCAGCUGUAAUGUAAUUUCUUCGCCUAUUUUGAUUAGUAUCAUACUCCUGUUGUUAAUAUCUAGCUUUUAGUCUUAUUACUGGGGUUCAAAAAUGGCUUUAACAGGGGAAGACUUUCACUUCAGAAGGAAAAUUUAGGCACAGGUGAAUAAAAUAGCUGAGAAAGGAGAGGUAAUUGAAUAACUGACCCAAAAAUGGUAGCAGGUGCUCUCAGCCAGUCAGCUGUUUUUCAUUUUCUGAGAGAGUGAGAACCCAAAAGAGAAAGGUGAACUGCCAUAAUGGAGCAGGGUUGCCUUGGCUUAGAUCAGAGGUCUUCAAUCUGUGGGCCAUGUACCCAUAAAGGGGGCAUGGAGUAACAUUUGGGGGGCAUAGCUGGGGCCUAGCCCAGUCCCCACAGAGGGCAGGGAGGGAGCGCUGCACAGAUCCACUCCUGGCCCCGGCUGCUGACCCCACACCCAGGGUCCUGGCUGCCUGCCCGGCCACAGCUGCAGACUUCAGCCCCCAGCCAAGGGUCCGUUCCCACCCCCAGCUCUGUCCCCAGCCUCAGCCCCUUUACUCUUGUCCAUGUCUCCUCCUCCCCCUCCCCAUCCCACACCUCCACCCCUGGAGCCAAUACUUGGCUGCAUUGGAGGGGGCAGACGGGGUGAGAGGGGGUGUGAGGUAAAAAGUUUAGAUAAAGGAGAUAGAGAUCUCCUUGGCUUAGAUAAAGGAGAUAGAGAUCAGAGGGGAGAGAGGAGAAAUGUCUACUUUAAUUUGCUUGUGAUCAUGAAAACCAGAUGACUGAGCACUGGUCUAAAUAGAAUUUAUGUAGGUAGUCUAGGAAGUUGCUCGGUGAGACAGAGAGAGCCUUUGAAUAAACGGAGUCAUGUUGUCUAGGAUAUGUAAUUGUCCUGUUUUAAAACACUCAAUCUUUUGUCUCCCCAUCAGACACCUAUAUGACUCAGUAAUGUCCUCUCACCAAGAAUGAUGUAAUCUUCCAAUAGUUCAUGUUCUAACUAUCAUUCACUGGUUAGGAACAGAGAUUGUACACAGUCAAAUAUGAUGUGUACCGUUUAAGUGCAAAAGCUGUAAUCCUCUCAAUAAUGUCUAGUUGGCUGUGAAUAGAGUUUUUUCAUAGUUCCUGUAAAUCGGAAGCAAUGAAGGAAAAUACUUAAACUAAUAUAGGUAGAAAUAUGCAUACAGCUUUUGCAUCGUAACAAAACAUCAGUUGCUUAUGAUUUUUUUUAACCUGUGAAAUAGCAGUAAUUUGUCUGAUUUCAGUGCAAUGGCCUAAUAGCUUUAAGUAUGGUUGUAGUCAAAAAAGUGAUCGUGAAAAUGUCACCUUCCUACACAACAGAUAAGUUUGCUACCUGUAUUCAAAGUCACAUUGGCAUACUUUUCUGAGUAAAAUGUGGGUUUUUUUACUACUUGUACUCUUGCCAGCCCUGCAUAACUGUCACAAACACAAGGUAGAGAGCUGAAUUCUCUUCUGGCUUAUGAAUCAUCAGAUGGAUUGUCAUCUGAGUUACUGUUGCAGAAAGAGGCCAGAAGAGACCAUUAGAUGAUGAUCUGAUUUGACCUCCUGCAUAUCCCUGUAAUCCAGGUGUUCUCAAACUAGGGCUCGGGACCCCUCAGGGGGUCGCAAAGUUAUUACAUGGGGGGUUG
Messenger RNA from Chrysemys picta bellii (western painted turtle), 4464 nucleotides. The record is from RefSeq and is a predicted model, not a curated record. NCBI's taxonomy places the organism in Eukaryota, Metazoa, Chordata, Testudines, Emydidae.